Glarea lozoyensis ATCC 20868 is the source of this 855-nucleotide messenger RNA. RefSeq lists its product as uncharacterized. Bases 1 to 855 code for a protein of 284 amino acids. NCBI's taxonomy places the organism in Eukaryota, Fungi, Ascomycota, Leotiomycetes, Helotiales, Helotiaceae. The record is from RefSeq and is a predicted model, not a curated record. The transcript has a single exon.
AUGUCUCAGCAAGAUUCGUCUCCAAAGACGAAAUCAAAACCCUUGAGAGAGCCUCCCCCAGCUUUAUUCUUGGGGCCUCCUUCUCAAAAUGCAUCUCACGUAUCGCUACCAGGUUUACCAACAGUAGCGCCUCCAACAAGUACUGCUCAGAAUUCUUCGCUGAAUCCAAGUCGUGCGCCGUUGAUCCGCCAGAGAUCACUCCGGAUGCCGCCCACACGAUCGAGUGAUGGGGCUCCAGAAUCUCUCUUAGGGUCGAAUUUACCUAGACCCGCUCUGACGAGACAGCAACAGGAGUCGGAAGGGAAGAGACAGGCUGAUAGAACCGAUGCGUUAUGGGCUGAGAUGCAGGGUACGCUGGAGGAGGUUGAGUUGAGUGCAGUCAAUGGAACACACGUCUUUGGACCUGAGCAUGGAAAGGCAUUGGAUGAACUGAGGUCGGCGCAAAUUGGACUUGCGCAGGCUUGGGCAAGAAGUGAGGCCGACGAGGCCGUGGAAGGAACAGACAAGGAAAGCAAAGUAAAGGGAGGGUUGACACUGGGUAGUGAAGGCAGAAGCGCCCUGGAAGCGGUUGGAAGUACGGUUACAGGAAGUAUACGACCCGGGAGUAGCAGUGGUGGUAUUGCUGCUGCUGAGAGGAGAGGAAGCAAGUUGGAGGAAGAAACCGAAGCGGACGUCCUCCUGGCACGCAAAAGGCGAGAAGCCAAUGAUCGAUACUUUCAAAGAGUCAACGCUGGGGUCCUGGACGUCGUUGCUAAACUAGAGGAAGUUGCUGCUGCUAUGAGAGCGGUUGAGCAAGAGAGUAGGGACAUAUGGGGUGAAAGCGAGAGUGCAGCGACAAGCAUUCGUAACGAGUAA